GGUAUAAACACGAACCUAUAGAUAGUCAAAGAGCGGUUGCCGUGCUGGAUGCUGUGGUCCUUUCGCUCUUGUACGUACGACUUUCGUUGGGUAGUUCGAUUCUGGCGCACAUCUGCCAUCGAUUUUGAAUAAAACUGUGGGAUUUGCGACCGGAAAAUAUGAUAUUUGUGUUGGUUUUAGUGAAACGGAAGUCAUUCUGCACUUGAUUGACCCGAAUCUACCGAAAAUUAAUGAGCGAAAUGAAAGCGGUACCAUAGUUUCGUGUUUACUAUGGUUCCUGCGAUUUGACUAUGUGGCGUAAAGUUGUUGUGGUGCUUCUGGGUUUAGUUUUUACCAUACCGCAGCAGAUUUGGGCAGCUUCAACCACGGAAGUACGGGGUUCCAAACAAGACUGCACCGAACCCGACUGUCUUCAAUGCGGCUCAAACGGAUGUGAAAAAUGUCCAAAACUCAUCGUGAAUCCUUCAAGAAGAUGUGUUGAAGAAUGCCCGUUCGGAUACACGAAAAACUGGAGUACCAUGGUGGAUUUCAUGGGCAUAGUUUGCAGCCACAACGGGAACUUCUUGGGUUUAUCCUCCAACGCACUGACCAUUCUCACUGGAAUUGUUGCGGGAAUUUUGCUUUGCUUGAUACUAUUUUUUGUAGCAUUUGUUUAUAUGAAAUUUAGAAGAAAACGAGCGGUGGUAAAUAGCGAUACCAGUUCCGAAACUGAUGAAACUCCUGAGAGAAGAGAUUUCGUGAAACAACUGGAAACUUUAAGGCCCUAUUCUCAAUGUUACCUUGAUAUGCUCAAUGAAACAAGGCAACAGGUGAGACAAUUACACCAAGAAGGAGAUAACAGUGCCAUUGGGGUUUAUAAACCUGUUGUUCGAGAUCUUGCCAAAAUUCUGUUACUUCUCAAUAGAUCCCCUGACAGUGUCGUUAUACCAGACGACUGGGAGCAUUUAUUCGACUGGGCCGAAAAGGCGUUGAAACGAUACAAACGAAUGAGCGAUUCUUCUCAGCCUCAAGUGGCUCAGCUGAUCAAUUUCCUACAAUCCCCGAUUUUGCCAAGCGAUGUAGACGAACCGGAGUACUCAGUUCGUGGCAGCACAACCAUGAGUACCUUCAAGCCUGAGCAAACAUUCGGCUCGUCGCUGAGCUUACAGAACGCAGCCAUUAAGGGCUUCAGUACGAAUUAUGAGAAAUAUUCAAACAAUGAACUGAAUCCAGAAUGGAAGUUUGAAUAUACGUUGGUCGGAAACACAUCAUCUGAAUUCGACCCGGUGGCGUGGAAGAACAGCAAGGAAUUUAUGAGUGGAUCUCCUCUAUUCUUGGAAGAUGACUUUUACCAGUUAGGAUUUAGACCUCAAGACGUGAUUACGACGGAGUUGUGAAAAAGUACAAGUUUAUUUUUAGGGUAAUUCUAAGUUUGUAUGUUAAUGGACUGUGAUUUCCCUUCGUUGGGCUUCGGGGCAAUAUAAUGAGAACAAUGUGAAAACUCCAAAUUUUUUCAGUCAGGUUAUGCCGACUAUUUUUGAUGCCUUAGUGGCUCUAAGCUUGCAAGUUGGCAAUAAAAGUAUUUAAAAAAAGAUUCAUCCAUUUUACUGAUUUUGAAGCAUCAAACAUCGAUUUUUGCGUUUGUUUAAAACUUUAUGGUGUGCUUAUAUCACGCUAAGACUUUCAAAUGCGAAAUUUCUAGUCAUAUUUUGUAGUUUUUUUUUUUAAUAUUAAUAGUUUGAUUUUUACCGCAAAUUUUCCGUUCAUUAACUAUUGUAUUUCAAAAAGUUUCAGAAAUCGUCAAUUAAUGAAGAAAAUGCUUUAAUAUUGCGUUUAAAUGCUACAAAGACUUUUUUGUACCUUCAGUUUGUUAAUAGUUCACAAUUGAAAAGCUUGUUGAAUUAGAAAAAUUCUAAUACAAAAACGAUGUUAUAAAAUGCAUUAAAGUGUACUGCGGUUGCUUAUAAAAAAUACGUAUAACAUUUUAAAACUCAAUCGAACUCAAUCAACUCAACGAAUUUCAAAAAUUCUUUCGAAAAAAGCCUUUGACGACGUUCGGGUCAUUCCAUGUUGAAAUAAUAUAAACACUAUAUUAAAUUUUCACGUUUAAAAUCGUCGAUAAGCAGCGGUUCUUCAUUUCAAGUUAUUUUUGGAAAACUGAAUUAAAACUAGCGGAAAGUUAAACUAGUACUUCCAGUGAGUUGUGGAAUACAGCAAGAUAGAGUGAAAAUGCAUGAAUUAGUGAUUAUAGUAGUUUAGAGAGACUUGAGGCUAUUAGCUAAGGUAGAGUAUGAAUUACUUAAAAAAAGCUGUAUAAUAUGGGAUUUUUAAAACUAAAUGCGUAAUCAUUUUGUAAAUACUGAUAAUCAUACUACUUAUCUAAGAAAAAAUUAGUAGAACCAUUUAUAACAAUGUUUGUAUAAUUUCAUUCGUCACUCUCUCCUCGUACAAAAAUCGUUAAAUUUGUCAAGUCUAAAAUCAGUCAAAGUUUUAAUUGAUCGUUUCUCCUGCCUAACAACUACUUUUGCUUGACUUUGAAUUAAUUUCAACCAAAUGGUUUUUAUUAUAGCGAAUGACGCCAUAAGCGUGAUACAUCCUUAGAUCCGAAAGCAUACUUUUACAUGAACAGUAAACAUUUAAUAAAUUGCUUAUUAAAGUGUAAAUUAAGAACUAGAAAGUAUUAGAAAAAAUCCGACAAAUACCUAAUGAAAAGAUGUACAAUAAAGAGCAAACUUUUUCCUCCUGCAUUGUACUAUUUUUGAAUUAUUUGCUAAAGAAGGCAAUCCGCAACUGUAUUGUUCUGUUGGAACGAAAGCAGGGAGCGUAUCGAUUUUUUGAUUACACAUUUUUUUACGUGUUGGCAAAAAUUAAACUUUUGCAGAUUUGGAGAAGAACGACAGUAUAGGGACAAAUUCUUAGCAAACACAGUGUUGGACGGCAAAAACUAUUUUUUUCACUUUUCCUCAAUUCUUAACAUUUAAAAAAAUAGAAAAGAUAAAAAAAAUUUUAAAGAAAUAUCCGAGGGUUGACUUUACCAAUUCGUAGCUUAGAACAUUUUAUGUUAACCGACGCGCAAUGAGGGUAAAAUUAUUGAAAGGUCCACAGAUUGAGGCCUACAGAUCCCAGUGGCUAAGUAAUGAGACUUCGAUAACCACCGAUGUAAGCAAUUUUUAUUUAGAAAAUUAGUGACCACUCUUUUAUCUUAAAGUUGGUCAGAUGAUUGAUAAACGAACUAUCUCGGAUGACGCGCUGUAGAAGCCGCUCAUUUACAACUUAAACCAUUUUUCCAUGAGUUUAGUACAUAUACAUACAGUGGAGCAUUUCACUAGAAUUAGGCAAAGAACCCACUAUUUUCCACUUGUCUGUGCUUCAACUACGUUUUAUAGAUCUGUUAACUUUCUAGAUCCCUGUACUAUAUAACCAUCGAAGAAACUGCUACAAGUUUGACUAAAUUAACCGACUUUCUAUCUCUUAAGAUUUCUGAGAUGUCAAUGUAUGAUAUGGAAUUUUGGAUAGGCCGUAAACUUGUUAAUUUAUUUUUAUACCUACUCUAUUUGAAUAUGUUAAUAGUUUUAUUGGCCGCCCUAACGCGAAUGAGAUAUUCAACAAUUAUUUUAGAUUAGACACUGUUCGAAGUGGGUGGUUUAAAUUAAGUUUGGCUCCGCAAAGCGGAUAUGCAAGCUAGUUGACCGGCAAUGUUUGAUUUAGUCUCGCAAAAUGAUGAUAAAUUAUGUAGGAACGCAAUUUAUUCUCGUGUUCAGUUUUUCGGUCAGAAAGUUUAAAAUUCUUCCAUUUUAUUUUGGUUUGCUUUAUGUAUAUUGAUUGCUUCCAACUGAUUUUUGGAAUUUCCAAUAUAAAAAUGCCGUAAUUAUGAGUUCAGAAAUGCUUCGUUUCUAACUCGCAAACUAAAGAUACAAAUUUUAAAUAUUGAACAAAAGGAGCACAAUAUGAAAAUACAAAUUAAGCCAGUAAAACCGUCAAGAGAAAAUGAGAAAAAAGGCUUUCAAUUUGACGACGAUGAUGAAAUAAAUUCUGAUGAAUCUAAAUUAUGAGAAGUAACAAGAACAUAAGACAUCGAUCCAUCUGAUUAAAAUCCUUCCUUCAGUAAUUUUCAAGUCAAAUACAUCUACCAUCUACACAUACUUCAAAUAAUACACCUGCUUGUGAUAUAUCGUGAAUAAUCGUGAGCUUAAAUCUAAAACUAGCCAAGUCUAAAAUAUCAAUUUUCGGUAAAUGCACUUUUAAACCGAGCCAAAAAUUAUAUAAAAAUUCUUUUGGCCAUUAAAAACAAAUUUUAGUGCACCUGUUUUUGUGGCCUUGGGGGACUCGUCGGUUUUUAUGACAAAUAUAUAAUUUUUUUUUAAUUACUUUCGACAAACACAAGUACGGCAAUUUUGGAUUUGGUCACUUUUAGCUUUAAACCCACGAUAUGUAGAUCUCAAAACCGCAACUGUUUAUCCGGGAUAAUGAAUAUUACUUACGUAUUGCUGCAAAUUCUUGAAGAUCGUUCAAAACAGUUUCGUGGGCCUGCGACCAACACAAAAUGAUCCUUUCCAUAAGAAGGCACAAAGAUAAUUUUUCGCAUUAAUUUGUACGUGUGUCACUCUUUGUAGCUUUCUGCUUGCAAGUGUUCCGGAUUUGCGCACUUACUAAAAGCACUGUUAAAAUACAACGCAUUGUAUGUUGUUUUAAUAAAAGCUGACAAUAAAAAAAAGGAUCAAAUCAAAACAAAAUCAAAUAACCGCUAUUCUUAUCUAAUGUCGAUGAGUUGCGACCACAUUUAUUGAAAAAUUAUUAAAAAAUAUUUUAAAUCAAGAGAUAAUAAUCGUGACAUUAAAUUUUUUAUACUUGAAAUUGAAAAAACCAGCACUUUGACUUCGUCAGUCUGUAAAGACGUGCGUAAAUAACAGAGAUAGAAACAUGGAUUGACGGUUGUUGUCAAAUAAUGUUUAAAGCAAAAGCUUGAAUGAUUUAAACGUUGAAAAAUCAGCCACAAGCUUAAUUUGCUUAUUUCAAAAACAUUUUCAGGAAGAAAUUAAUAAAAUACACGUGAAAGCCUGAAUAAAUCUUAAAACUCUUUCGAUAGUAGUAGCAGAUUUCUGACUCGAGUCUGUUUAAUUAUCAAUUUCUAAUUAAGUGCUAAUCACUAUGAUUAAUAUGUAGAGAAAACAUGUUUUACUUCUUGAAAGUUCUAUAUAUUGCUUGAUUCGAAUUAAAACCGAAAUGAGAAACUGCCCUGUUACACUUGAGAUAUGCGAAAUAUGUUAACCAAAUGCGAAUAGAGCAAUCUUGAUGGAGUUAAUGUGACUUAAAUUAACUUUUAAAUAAUUAACUUACUUUUUGAUGCUUCCAAAUGUAUAUUACUUUUUAAAAUUGAUAUUAAAUUGUAAAAGUUACCGGAUAAGCACUACGGUUGUGUCAAGUAGAUGUUAAAUAUGUCAUCACAGGAAUGUGAUGAUGGUGGACAAAAAGACAUCCACUAUUACGUCAUACACGAGAAUGCCGUAAUUUGUUUUAUUUUAAAUUAUUGAACAAUAAAAAUUAAUUGACUGAAAAUAUGACUAGAAUUCCUUCCAAAAUUGAGUUAAACAAAGACAGAAAUUCGAUUAUUUCACAAGCGCAUUUUUUUUAAACAUAUUUAAUUAAAAAAAAAAAACUUCUAUACAAUAAUUCCAAAUGAAGAGCAGAUUUUUUCGGCAGAUUUAAGUACUAAAGCAGUGGUUAAAUAACAAUAAAAUCACCUCAAUUUCUAUCGAAUAAUAACAGAGCCUAGAGCGAAUUAUGUAUGUACAGGUCAAAAACAGUUUGCCACAAUUAUGUGUAAAAUUUCUAUGAAUGUUUAAUAAUAAUUGUAAUGUAAAAAAAAUGUUGUAUCAAAUUGGCUUUGCCAACUCGUCAUUUAGUUGAUAAACAAUUCUUAAAAUUUAAAUCACAAUGGCAUUCAUAGAAAUACCGUUGUACUUAAGUAGGUACACCAUGCAACCUGAGCGAAUUACUAUCAUUUAGCCGAUAAGCAGGUUUUCCUUUGUGGGCUACUUUGAGUUAAUCAUCAAAAUAUGCUUGUAAAACGAUCUGGAAAUCACAGUUAGGUUUCUUUCAACUCGACAGUAUUAAGAACUUAGUUAGACGUACACACACACAUGCUUUUAAUAAGAAAAUAUGUUGCGCAAUACUUGCUUCUUUAUUUAUUGCCAAUUAAGACUGUACUCUAUUCAAAUGUUUACUGCUUAAACGAAUUAUGAAAUGAAGUGCGACCUAACAAGAUUUUAUCUUUAUUGACGGGAAUUACAAAAUGCGAUGAAAAUGAAGCAAAAGCAAAUAAAAUUUGCCUAACUCGAAAUUCUUGUUUUUAUUACAAAAUGUAAUUGAUUUUAGACAGGGUUUUGUAAGUACACACAUUUUUAGUAUAUGUGUUAUAAUUAUUAGAUCUAUCCAAAUCUUGUCGUUUGAAGAUUCAAAAACAGAUAUCUUCAAUAACUAAUAAUUUUUCCUUGGCAUAAAGCGUGUUAUGCAAAUACAUUUAUUUACCCGAUCUCAAAUCGACAGAGAAUAUAGAUAAAGUUGAUUUAGAGCAAAUAAUGUGAACACAAAAUUUAGCUUGCUUUUUCAUUGCUUUUGAAUGCUUGCUAUUUUGAAUGGUUUCUGAUUGCGCUCUGAAAAAACAUUAUUUCUAUUUAAGCCGCUAUACAUUGAGAAGUAAUUUAAAAUACAUAAUGAGCUUGAUGUCUUUUAUAAUUCAAAACUGAGUGAAUGCAACUAAGAAUAAAAACGCGACAAAGAAAGAAUCAAAAUCUCGGUAUAGUCAUUUUUUAGAUUGACAACAAAAAAACAAAAAUUAAUGCUCAAAUAAAAAGAAUAUUUGGUUGCUUAACGCUCUGUAUUACAGUAGAAAAAUAAUCUUCUAAAACUAUGUUUUAAAAAUUAAUCUUCUCGAAAAUAAUGAGCAUUUAUGUCCAAAAGUCCCAUUAAAUCCAAUAAAGAACUUUGAAAUGUUCUUCCUAAACGUUUCGAUUCUCUGUUUGUGAAGCCACUAUUUUUUAUUCUGAAGAUUUCAUGCAUUUUACUUUACUCGUUUUUUAUAAAAUAUUCACCACCACCUAAUUUUCAAACUAACUUCAAAACCAAUUUUUGAAACGUUUUUCUAAAAUAAUGCAGGAAAACAUAUUGAGAGCAUUUUAAAGGUACAUCGUACCCUACGUACAUAUGAGUAGAAUACAGUCUAAAUGACGAUUUUACCAAUUCUUCUAGUCAAUACAUUUUCUAUGUAAUAUUAUUAGCAUUUACCACCAAAUGAUAACUUAUCGUAUAACCAUUGAGAAGAAAUCCGAAAUCAUCGUUUCAAUAAUAUGAGCACUCAACUUAAACAGAAUUAAAUUUAAUCCGCUCGUUCUUCGCGGUAUUUUCACAUUUUAUAACUUGUAUAAAUCGCUGUAACAUAUAAAGCUUUAUAUGGGUAAAUUAUUAAGUGAUAAUAGUCAAUUAAAGUAAAUAACAAUUUUGAGUUUAUCUCUUAGUUCACUUUGUACUGUGAAUAAAUUAGCCCUAUUGCUUCAAAUACAAAUGUAGUUUAUUUAGUAACUUUUAUACGUUUGUAUAUACUUAUUGUUUAUAAUGUUCAUAAAAUAAAAAUACUGUGCCUGUAUA
Messenger RNA from Dendroctonus ponderosae (mountain pine beetle), 7623 nucleotides. RefSeq lists its product as uncharacterized. The transcript has 2 exons. The record is from RefSeq and is a predicted model, not a curated record. The coding region runs from base 291 to 1376 and encodes 361 amino acids. NCBI's taxonomy places the organism in Eukaryota, Metazoa, Arthropoda, Insecta, Coleoptera, Curculionidae.